Messenger RNA from Camarhynchus parvulus, 12030 nucleotides. It is a transcript of the gene PKHD1, whose product is annotated as PKHD1 ciliary IPT domain containing fibrocystin/polyductin. NCBI's taxonomy places the organism in Eukaryota, Metazoa, Chordata, Aves, Passeriformes, Thraupidae. The coding region runs from base 1 to 12030 and encodes 4009 amino acids. The transcript has 65 exons. The record is from RefSeq and is a predicted model, not a curated record.
AUGAACCUUUGGAGAACAUUCCUGCUGAGUGCUGUGCUGAUAUUCUUGGCAGGAACAGCCUCAGGAUCACUUGUCAAGCCCCAGGAUGGGAGCAUUGCUGGGGGAACAUGGAUUACCAUCACCCUGGAUGGCUCAGCAUCCCGCCAGGUAGAAUCUGUCUCUCCAGCCAGCGCAUCCCAGCUGGAGGUGUCCCUGGUGCACCCAGACCUGCCCAGGCUGCCGUGUGAUGUCCCUCCUCUGUAUUUGGACUUGCCCACCAUAAGGUGCAGAACAAGGUCUUCACUCCAGGAAGGUUUGUACUACGUGGAGGUGAUCUUUAAAGGACAUGUGAUUAACAACCUGACUGAGGUGGAGAAAGAGAACUAUUCUUUCAAGUUCUCAGCUGAGCAGACACCUGUGGUUUACCAAAUUAAUCCAUCAUCUGGCACCCCAGGAAAUUUAAUACAGAUUCAUGGGAAGACAAUUUCUGGCAGAUAUGAGACCCUGGAUUUCAAUGUGGAUUAUAUUGAUGGGCCAGCUGUUCUUACCUCAGAAGGAGAUGGAUGGACCAGUCUCUGCUCUUUUGCUGACAGGAGAGCUGGAACCACUUACCCUGUUCAGGUGAAGGAUGGACUGGGGACCCUGCAGUGCCGGGUGGAAGGGAAUCACAUAGGGUCCCACAAUGUCACCUUCUCAGUGUUUAACAAAGGAAAGUCAGCAGUGCACAAAGGUGCUUGGCUCAUCAGCGCCAAACAGGAGCUUUUCCUGUACCAGACUCAUCCAGAGAUUUUCUCCGUGUUCCCAGCCAGAGGGAGCCUGGCAGGAGGCACUGAGCUCACUGUCACUGGGGAUUUCUUUGAGGAGCCAGUGCAAGUCACUGCUGCAGGUGUUCCCUGUAAAGUCAAGCACGUCUCUCCCCAGGAAAUCAGAUGCACGACUGAGGCUGUUGGUGAGGGCAGGAGACUUGGAGCCCCCCAGCCAGGAAACAGAGGGCUUCUCUUUGAAGUCUGGGAUGAUGCCUCUGAUCUGACAGAAGCAGGUCCUGGAUACAGAUGGCAGUUUGUACCUAAUGCCAGCUCCCCAGUAAGGUUUCUGUCUGGGGCAAAGAAGUCCUUCAGCUCCAGACUCCGUGGGUUUUUUGUGGCUCCUCAGACCAACAAUUACACAUUCUGGAUUCAGGCAGGUGGUCAGGCAUCUCUCUACUUAAGUUUGUCCCAAGAUCCAAAACAAAAGGUGAGAAUUGCCUCUCUCCCUGCUGGCAAUUCAGAGUGGUCUGAGAACUGGGUGAAGAACUGGAGUGAACUUUGGCAGCCAAAAUCCCGGAAAUUUGAGCUAACUGCUGGUUCAAGGUACUACCUGGAAGCACUGCAUCAUGCCAAGACGCCCAGCACGGGGAUGAGAGUUGGAGUCCAGAUUCACAACACGUGGCUGGACCCCCAUGUGGUGAACAACUACUACACCGAGCGGCACGAAAUUCGGGCUCGAGCCUUGCACCUCCCAGAAGUGCAGAUGUUGACUGUGUCUGGUACAGGUUAUUUCAGUAUCUCCUGGAACAACACACUGAAAAUGAUCCCCACAAAUGCUACAGCUCAACAGGUGCAAGCAGCAAUAGAAGAACUCCUUUCAGUAGGAUGUGAAACUGAGCCAGCUUCUGCUAAAAUCCUUUUUCACUGUGGUUUUGAGAAAGAAGAUAUGAAGAACAUCAUCACCACAGGACACAUUGUCAGUGGGACAGAGCCUUUCUGUGGGAGGUUCAGCAUCCAAGGACCAAGCCAGCUGGUGAAAACUUCCCCAUCAACACUACCAAGAUAUGACCUUACUAAAUACCCACAUGUGUGUUUUGCACAUAAAGGACAUAUGAGCAACAUCCUCCACCUCUCAGUGUCCUACACCAAUGUCUCUUCAUGUCCAGUGAGGAGAAACCUCACCUGCCAGUGGGACUUUAAUGAAACUGACUCUAAAAGCUGGACAUAUACCUGCACCAACCUCUGGAAGAGGUGUGUGAAUAUCUCUGUGCUUCUUCAGGACCUCCCAGCCAAUUCCCCAGUAUUUGUGUAUCAGAUAGACUUGCAGAGCCCUGUGCUGCAAAAAGAAACACCUGGAUCAUUUUAUCUUGAUCAGCUCAUCAUUGCUGACAGAGCUGUCAUUGUUUCUCAGAGAGACCCCAAACCCCAGUGGCCAGAGGGGAGGAUCAUUGAAGCAGUGUCUGUGGUGGGGUCUCCUCCCACCUACAACGUGUCCUGGGGGGUGUCUGGCUGUGGUGCCAGUCUGCCCCUUCUCUCUCCAAGAGGCGCAGUGCUUGGGGAGGGCUCUGAGGAAUAUGGGCACCUGAACGUGUCCACGGAGGAUGUGAGAGUCAGCCUCACCAUCCAGAGGCUGCAGAAGUCAUCCCCACCUCUUGGAGGAACCUUCCACAUCCACUUGGCCAACACAGUGAUACCAGAUGUUUCAGUGCACAUCUCUGCCCACCAGCUCCGCAGGCUUUUGCAGGACAAUGUGGAUAAUUUUACAGCUCCCUUCUUCAACACCAGUGACUUCACCGUGACCAGAGACUCCAGCUCGUGCUAUGAAAGUGUCUGGACACUGACUUGGGAAAAAACAGCUGGGGACUUGCCCAAUGUUAUCAGUGUCUCUGCUGAAAACCUCACUGGCCUGAAGCCAACUGUUUCUACUCGUGUGGUUUAUGAUGGGGGUGUGUUUAUUGGACCAAUAUUUGGGGACAUGCUUGCCACCCUCCAUAACCAAACACAGGUGGUGGUGAUGGUGAAUGAUGUCCUUGCAAACUGUUCUGGCUUGUGUUCUUUCCAGUUCAGCCAGGAAUUGACACCCAUAGUCAGAGAUGUGGAAUAUUCAUCAGGUGAGGGGUCCCAGGCCACAGUGGUUCUCAGGGGAGCUGGUUUUGGUGAGGAGCAGCUGGCCCUGCAGGUGGAGGUGGACAGGAGGAGCUGCCACAUUUCAUCUCUGAAUCAAACCCAAGUGGUUUGCCAGGUGCCAAGGCUGCCGGUCGGGACCUACCCUGUGACACUGCUGGUGGCACCUCAUGGCUUUGCUCUUGGUGCCACCACAGGACAAGGGAUCUUCCUCACAGUCCAGCCAACCCUGGGAGCUGUUGAACCUCCUUCGACUUCAGAGAUUGGAGGACUCAGAGUGACUCUCAGGGGGACCAAUCUGGAAGGAGUAAAUGCAGUGUUGUUUGGAUCCCAGCCUUGCCCAGUUUUGGAGGAGGGCAGAAAUUCAACAAGAAUUCAAUGUAAAGUUCCUUCUCGGGGGGCAGAGGAUGCUGCUGUCCAUGUGACACUGAUUUUUGGGUACAAGUCAACAACAGUAACCAACUUGUUCCAGUAUGAUCCUUCCUUAAACCCUGCACUUGUAUCCCUGAGCAGGAACAGAAGUGGCAUAGCAGGAGGUGAGGAGCUCCAAGUCGGAAUAUCCCAGUUUGCCAGCUACCAGGGCUCAGAUGUCAAGGUCCAAAUUGGGAGCUCAUGGCCACAGAUCCAGGCACAGACAGAGCGUGGGGUUAAUGUGACACUUCCAGCCCUGCCUGCAGGGUGGUACAAUAUUUCUGUCCUCAUCAAUGGCAUUGCUGUCACUUCAAACAGGGUUGAGCCAUUAAUCCAGUACCUCUCUGAGAUCUUCAGCAUCCAGCCCUGUUGUGGCUCCAUUCUGGGUGGAACACUGCUCACAAUCUCUGGGGUGGGCUUUAGCCAAAAUCCUGCCCUGGUUUCUGUGUCAAUGGACAAUCAAACCUGUACAGUUACUCACCUGGAAGAAGAGACAGUUUGGUGCCUAACCCCACCAGCAGUUAAUUUGUCUAAUGAAGAUUCACGUGACAUCUCUGUCAGAGUAAAUGUAGCCAUCAGCAGUGGGUCAUUUCAACAAGCUCUCUUUGCAAAUAGGACCAUCACCUUCAACUACCAGAGAGCUUUGACUCCCCUUGUUACUGCUGUUGAAACAGAAAUCAGAGAUGGCAGCCUGCUCUUGAGCAUUCAGGGAAUAAACAUCACUGGAUCUGUGGCUAAGCUUGGACACACUGAAUGUCAACUUGAGUUUCAACGGGGCAACCAGUCUGAAGUGUAUUAUCAGUGCUCUUUGCCACUCAACAGCCUGGAACCCGGGACUUUCCCCAUCCAGAUCAUCCAGAGGCAGCUGGGAUAUGCUCAGGUGACAGCAAGGCAGCAGGCCAUCACCAUAACUCCACAGAUAACCUCCAUAUUCCCAUCACAAGGAUCCAUCUGUGGUGGGAUGUUGCUCACUAUAUCUGGUUUUGCCUUAAAAUCCAGGAGGAAUUUGGUGCAGGUCAUCCUGGAGAAUAAUUACUCCUGUGAGAUCCAGAAGUCUGAUAAUGACUCCAUCAGCUGUGUUGUCCUUCCAGGGGCCCACCCUUUGCACCCUCAGUGGCUGGCUGAGGCAUCUCGGGCUCUCAGUGUCACUGUGGUUGUCAAUGGAGUCCACAGUGUGUGCCUUGGGGGCUGCACACUCCACCUGCAGGAGCACUGGACCCCCCUGGUACAUCUGGUGACCUGGAAAACCAAUGGGACAUCCACCCACAUGACAAUCAAAGGACAGAGGCUGGCAUGGCAGGGUGACAGCCCCGUGGUACAUGUGGACAACAGCACUGCCUGCAAGGUGACUUUUUGGAAUGAGACCAUCAUCACAUGCCAGACAGCCUGCUUGGCCCCAGGGGAGCACAGCAUUUCCAUAGCCAGCAGGAAAAGUGGCCGUGCUUGUUUCAGAGGGACAUCCAGCCUUCUCACCAUCCUGCCUUGGGUGUACCAGUUUUACCCACGGGAUUUCAGCACCAAUGGGGGAGGCCUGCUCAGCUUGGCUGGGUUGGCUCUGAAGGGAAAGAGGAUGACUUCAGUCCUCAUAGACCAUCACCCUUGCCUCAUUCUCAACAUCACCUGUGUGCUCAUCCAGUGCGCGGUGCCUCCAGGGAAAGGCAUGAGGGCUCUGAGUCUGAAAGUAGAUGGACACUCCUAUUACCUUGGAGCAAUAAGUUACAGUGAGGAAUUUACCCCAGCUUUCCUUUCACUUGUUUCCACUGGUGUCCUUUUAACUUUGACAGUAUCACAGGUCACAGAGAUGGACAUUAUCCAGGUGUUUAUUGGAGAUUUUCCUUGCAGCAACAUCAGCAUCAGUCACUCCACGUUGCAGUGCACAGCUCCUCUGCUCCCUGUGGGCGAGUACCCUGUGCUGGGCCUGGAUAUUCCCAGGGGAUGGGCUUCCUCCAACCUGUCGUUCACUUCUCAUCUGGCAGUGACAGCUGCACAUCACAACUGGGGUGGCUUGAAUGAAGGACAAGUUUACCUGCAUGGAACUGGGUUUUCCCCAGGAAAGACUUUGGUCACAGUCUGUGGCACCAGCUGUGAACUCCUGGGCAACACUACAGUGACUGAGCUGAGCUGCCUUGCCCCACGCCUACCAGCCUCUCUGGCCAUUCUCUGUGGUCUGACACAUCCUUCUGCUAGCUGCCAAGAGGACAGAGCCACCUUCAUUGAGUGUGACAUCCAAGUCCUGGUGGGCACCUCCCAGCAGAGAGGAUCUGUGUCCUACUUCUACAUCUGUGGGGACACCCCACCCCCAGGACAUUUUGCUGGACUCCUUGCCAGCCCUAAAGUGGAAAGAGAUGAAGUUCUCAUCUAUAAUAGCUCCUGUAACAUUACCAUGGAAACUGAGGCAGAGAUGGAGUGUGAGGGAGCUAAUCAGCCAAUUACUGCCAAGAUUACUGAGAUAUGGAAAAACUGGGGCCAGAACACUCAGCUUGCCCUGCAGUUGUGUGGCCGGUGGGACGAGGACUCCAGCUGGCCUGCUGGCCACCAGCCGCGAGAUGGCGAUAAUGUCACGAUAGAAGGCGGCCGGACCCUGCUCUUGGGGACCACCACGAGUGUCCUUAACCUGCUGCAACUCAAAGGUGGCAAACUCCUGUUUACUGGGCCAGGACCUGUAGAACUGCAUGCUCAUUACAUCCUGGUGUCUGAUGGAGGAGAGCUCCAGGCAGGAUCCCCUGAGGCCCCUUUCCAUUACAAAGCACACAUCUAUCUCUAUGGAAGCCUCCACUCUCCACCAUUAUUUCCAUAUGGCGUCAAAUUCCUGGCAGUGAGGAAUGGGACCCUUUCCAUUCACGGCUGGACGCCCAAAGUAAUUUUCACACACUUGAAAUCAUCAGCUAAUGCCAGUGACACACGAUUGCUGCUCCAGGAACCUGUUGAUUGGCAACCUGGUGAUGAAAUCCUGGUGGGAAGUUCAGGCCUUGGAGAUGCACAGCAGCAGGAGGAAAUGGCUGUAAUCCAGUCUGUGAAGAACACUGAGCUGCACCUUAGAUCACCACUCAGGUACCCCCACAGUGCUGGAGAGGAAUGGGGCAAUGGCCAAGGUCUGCCUUCCAGUGCUGUGGUGGCACUGAUCAGCAGAAGGGUGGUUGUCCAAGGAAAUGUCACACUGGAGAGGAUGUCCCACCUCAGGCAGUGUGCAAAUGCAGGUGGUGUCCUAGGUCACUCUGGGUGUUUGUACAAGAGAAGUGAGAGGCAGCUGGGCUCUCGGGACCUGGGGGCCAUGGUGAUUGUGGAGGCCUUCCAGGGCCAAGUGAGCCGGCUCCAGCUGGAGGGGAUCCAACUCCGCCACAUGGGCCAAGCAUUCCAGCACCACUGCAGUGCCCUGACUGUCACUGGCAACACCUGGAUGGCAGACUCUUACAUCCGUGGUUGUUGUGUUCUGGACUCCUUUGGCCAAGGGCUCCAUCUGAGAGGGAUCUCCAACCUCACUGUGGACAGCAACGUUUUCUACAAUAUUUCAGGCCAUGGGCUCCUCCUGGGUGAGGGACUGGAAGAGGAGAACAAAAUCAGUAACAACAUAGUGAUUGGCCUGUCUGUAACUGAUGGUUUAUCCAAUAUUGAGACACUGUCACCGGCAGGGAUCUACAUCAGGGCUCCUGCCAGCCACAUCAGGGGAAACACAGUGUGUGGUGCUGGGUAUGGCUAUUUCUUUCAUCUCUCCCCUGAGGGACCAUCCAAAGUUCCUCUUCUGUCCUUCAGUGAGAACACAGCUCACUCCUGCACAAGGCAUGGGUUGCUGGUAUACCCAGAGUAUUUGCCAGACAGUCGUGUUCAGUUCAACAAUUUCAGAGCCUGGAACUGCCAAGGGGGAGCACAGAUUUUCAGUAGCAGGAACCUUGAACUCCAGCAUUUCUGGAUUUCUGCUUGCAAAGAUUUUGGCAUUGACAUUGUGGAAAGCCUGGGAAACACCUCUGUGUCUGAAAGUGUUUUAAACGGAUACCUUGGGCAAAAGGAUGGGACCUGUAUGUCUGCAGGACUAAGGACUCCCAAAAGAUACCAGCUCCUCAUCUCCAAUACAGCUUUCAGGAACUUUGAUGUGAACACUUGCACAGCCAUCAGGACUUGUUCUGGCUGUUACCAAGGGCAGGGUGGGUUUACAGUGACAGCUGAACAUCUGAAAUUCACCAAUUCCCCUUUCCAAGUGUCCUUCCCCUUUCCUCACUCUACCAUCCUUGAGGACCUUGAUGGCUCCACCACGGGACAGAAGGGAAGUCACAUCCUGCCUUCCACAGAUAUCCUGGCAGCAUCUUGCACAGCCAGUGCCAACUUCAGCCAAGCUUCUGGUGGCAGUGUCUGUGACAGUGACUUUGUUUUCCACCGUAUGGAUCUUCAUUUAAAAGAGGCCCCUGAGAUUCCCUAUAAUUUAACUGUGACUGACAGUAGGAAUAAGUCAAACACAGUCAGUUAUGUCCCUGAUACUUUAUCAAACCUGUAUGGCUGGAUGGCUCUUCUCCUGGAUAAAGAGACUUACACGUUGACAUUUGACAACCCUUUGGUCAGCAAACAGCUCCAGUAUUCAGUGACAUUUAGCAACUUCAAGGCUGGGAAUUACCUGCUGGUGGAACACAGGGAUCUUCCUGCCCAUCUUGAGGCUGUGGUGUCCUGUGGGACAAGGAGAGGACAGCCAGUCCAGCUGGUACCUUCCUACGGCCACCACAGGAGCUGUGAUUGGCAUCUCGACAGCAGGAUGGGGAAGUUCACCUAUCUGGUCACAGGAGCUGACUUAAUUCAGGUCACACUGAAAGAGAAGGAAAGAGUGGAUUUACCUACCCCAGCUCCUUCUAGUGCUAUCUUGAAAUGGUCACUCCCAGAGACGUGGAAUGGUGUGGGAAAAGGCUGGGGUGGAUCCAAUGGCAGCAUCCCAGGCCCUGGGGAAGAUGUCAUCAUCUUGCCAAACAGGACCAUCCUGGUGGAUGUGGCUCUUCCCCCUCUGAGAGGGCUCUACAUCCUGGGGACCCUCGAGUUCCCCAGCAACUCCAGCAACGUCCUGAGCACAGCCUGUGUUGUGGUGCUGGGGGGCGUGCUGAGAGUAGGUUCUUUGAAACAUCCCCUAGAAAGGGAUUUAAAGCUGCUGUUCCUUCUUCGGGCUUCUGAAAGGAUUUUCUGUGAUCGUCUUGAGGAUAUAAAUGUGCACCCAGGGAAUAUUGGAGUUUAUGGACAGGUACAAAUUUAUAGCGCUUAUCCUAAGAUGCCUUGGACACAUCUGGGAACUAAUGUUGCUCCUGGCAAUGAAAGGAUUUUUGUGGAGGAUGAAGUAGAUUGGGAUCAAGGUGGGGAUAUUGUGAUCAGCUCUUCCUCCUAUGAAGCCCACCAAGCUGAAGUAGUUACACUUAAAGAAGUCCAUGGUCAUAAUAUAAGAAUUCAUGAACAUCUUCUGCACAGGCACAUUGGGCGUCCCCAUGACACAGAAGAUGGCAGGAGCAUCCCUUUGGCCGCGGAGGUUGGGCUCCUCACACGGAACGUGCAGAUCCAGUCAGAUGUGGCUUGUGCUGGGAGGAUGCUGGUGGGACACUUCACAGACUCCAGUGGGAUGGAGUUUGAAGGUGCUCUUCAACUCUUAAAUGUUCAGUUUUUGAAUUUUGGGCCUCCUCAGCUUUCUGCCAUUGAAUUCAGGAACGUAUCCCAGGGGUCGUCAGUGGUGUCAUCCAGCAUUAGUGGAAGCUGUGGAGCUGGCAUUAAAGCAGUCGAGAGCAGUGGGAUCUUGUUGCUCAAUAACGUGGUGUUCAACACCACUGGACCUGGCAUUGAUUUGGAAGGGAAAAAUCAUUCCCUCAUCAGGUGCCUUGUUAUUCUGAGCAGGCAGCCAGCAGGUUCAUUAAACUGGGUUGCUGGCAUCAAGGUGAACCUGGCCACUGGUGUCUCCCUUCAUGGCAAUGCUGUGGCAGGAUCCGAGAGGAUUGGCUUCCAUGUCAAGGGCCGGGAGUGUUCACUAGCUGGAGAAUAUUGCAAUGGAAAUGUGGCCCAUUCGAGUCUCCACGGCAUUCACCUGUACCAGGAAGAUGGAUUUCAGACCUGCACUAGAAUCACAGGUUUUCUAUCCUAUAAGAAUUAUGACUAUGGUGUCAUGCUCCACCUUGGAGGCAGCAUUAUUGUGGAAAACGUGGUGCUGGUGGACAACACGGUGGGACUCCUGGCAAUGGUGCACUGUGCCUACCCUGAGCAAUGCUACACGGGGAAAAAAUUCAUAGAACUUAAAAACUCCGUCAUUGUUGCAACAAGCUCAACUUUUGACUGCCUCAGAGACAGGAUCCAGCCUCACUCAGCUGAUCCAACAGCCCAGGACCGACCCCCACGUUACCCUCUAAGAGGCCGUGUUGGGAUUUUAUGGCCCACGUUUAGCACUGCUCCCAGCCAAAGGCCAGAGCACCCCUGGCACAAAACCAGGCAUUGUCCAAAAGCCUUGGGAAUCAUGAAGCUGAAAGAAGUCACCUUUACUGGUUUUACACAGAGCUGCUACAGUGAAGACAGGGACGUCUGUAUCAUGUCAAAUGCUGAUCACUUCGGCAUCAUGCCUCUCAUCACAGCAGAGACAUCAAGGAUGUUACACGUCAGUGAGAAGGACAAGUUCUACUUUCAUCCAACGAGUGUACAAACCUCUAAAGACACCAUGCUCCCUGAAAAGAGAUGCAAAGGCUCAAGGAAAGCCCUUUUUAAGGAUUUGGAUGGAGGUGUCCUGCAUCUGGAGCCACCUGUCUCUGUUUUCCCCAAGUCAGAGUUUGAAUGGACAGAGUUCUACUCAGAAGCUGGAAUUUACAGAGAUGACAGUAAGUGCCUCUUCAAGCCCUCAGUACAAGGCUACUUCUGCAAACAGACAGAUCAUGCACUUGUGAUCUUAGAAAACUUGGAUUCCAGUGUGGACAGCCAGAGACUGUUCCCAGUGGUUACAAUGACUGGAAGCUUUAUGGACACCUUCACCGAUGAGACCUCACAUUCUUUGUGUCACCCUGCAGAGCAUCGUUCUGCUUUCUUUUCUGUUCUGCCCUCCACCAAACUCACCACAGUCUGCUUCCCCGACCUGACACCUCUGGCUUUCAGACUCUACCUCCUCAGCGGCCAAAACACAACCAGGCUGCCCCUUGCCAUAUUCUUCUCUGAACCACUCAGCCUUCGUGUUUUCGUCCAAGGGAAUUAUGUCUCUCCGACCCCAUCUUCUUUUUCACUGAACUCAGGGGCAGGAGCCAAUUACUUCAGCUUUGAGGACAACCUUCUCUAUGUUCUCCUCCAUGAGAAGGAACCUGUGGAAAUAGUUGCUGGCCUGUCCCUUCUUGUGGCUUUCACUGUAACUGAGGCUGCUGGGGAAGAGGGUGAGGCAACCAUAACACGUCGAUUGGCUGAUUUCUUGAAGAUUGGUCAUGACCAAGUCAGAGUGGUCUAUAAUGUGCUGGGAAGUGAAAGCACUUUGCAGGUAAUCUCAGCCAAUGCCAGCAAAAAGAGAUAUCACUGCCCUAACAUGGCAUUUUGCACAGCCUUUCAGAGCAGAUACAGCCCACAGGAAGAGGGGACGCAACCAGGGAGCACCCGAGCUCUGCAUCCACCUGAUGGGGCUGGUCCAUCCAGAGUGCUGAUCAUUGAGCUUGGUGAUCUUCCAGGUCAUCCAAGAAAUGAGCUGACAAGUGACAGCCUAAAGAGUUUGGCCAGAACAAUUAUCAACACUCAUCAGACUGGAGACCUUCAGAGUGGCCUUGGCUUGCCAGUUGACACCUUGAUGGUGACUCAGUCUGCUCUGCUGUCCCCAAGAGAAGGUAACAGUAGCAGACAACAUUCAGAAACAUGCUUAUACAGGAGACCCUACAGCAUCUCUGUUCAGGUGCAGCCUUCAGACGGAGAAAUUGAGAAGCAGCUUCCUGUACAGCCAAAAAUCAUUUUCCUGGACAGAAAGGGUGAAAGAAUUGACAAACUGGGGCCUCCUGCAGAGCCCUGGGUUGUAUCAGCUCGUCUCAAGGACUCCUCUGAGGCUGUGCUGAAAGGGCUCACCCAAGUGCAGGUCAUAGAGGGAUGUGCAACCUUUUCCAAUCUGGCUGUCUCCAGCUCAGGAACAAACUGGAGACUUGUGUUCACAGUCACAUCACCUCCAGGGGUGAAGUUGACUGUGCAGUCCCAGCCAUUUUCCACCUUCCCUGUGCCCAUGAGAGCCAGGGCCAGCAUGAUCCUCGUUGUCAUACUGGGUUCAGCAGCAUCUGCAUUCACCAUUGUUCUUUCAUUCUGCUGGUUCAGGAAGAGCAAAAGCCACAAAAUGAGGACUGAACAGCCUCAUCUCCCAGAGGACAGGACCAAGAGGCACAAUGAACACACACAGCCUCCUGCAGCUCCCACCAAGCCUUGCUGCAAUCAAGGACCCAAUAAAAGUGGAGUGUCUGUAGCAGGAGAUAUGGAAGGAAGUGGAGCAGUGGGAGCUGCCACAGGACAUGCAGAGGAGCUGAACCUGCAGCCCUGUGAAGCCAAGUCAGCAAGGCAGCCAAGCACUGUCCAGCCCAAGACAAGGGACAGACACACCUUCCCCUCAGCCAGGAAAAGUGACAGGCACCAACAGCCCCGUGGAGGAAGAGCUCCUGGUGCCUCUGAGGAGCUUCAGCAGCCGACGGUCCCAGGGUGCUCCAGCCAGGAGGAAAUGCCCCAGCCUUCAGCUGGGUACAGCCAGGAAGGAGAGAACCCCGAGAGGAUGCCCCAACCCCAGAAUGAUGUCAGAGAGUGUGUGGCCAUGGUGGCAGCAGAGGGGUGA